This is a messenger RNA of Colias croceus (clouded yellow), 6623 nucleotides long. It is a transcript of the gene PlexA, whose product is annotated as plexin A3. Bases 489 to 6179 code for a protein of 1896 amino acids. Gene Ontology annotation, cellular component: semaphorin receptor complex. Gene Ontology annotation, biological process: semaphorin-plexin signaling pathway involved in axon guidance; sensory neuron axon guidance; positive regulation of axonogenesis. NCBI's taxonomy places the organism in Eukaryota, Metazoa, Arthropoda, Insecta, Lepidoptera, Pieridae. The transcript is spliced from 3 exons. Gene Ontology annotation, molecular function: semaphorin receptor activity; protein binding. The record is from RefSeq and is a predicted model, not a curated record.
AUCAGUCACGCCUAGACUCGUUCGAAAAGCGAAACCGACAUCAUUCCAUGGCGAUGUACCAAGACUGAUGCUCUUGUCGUGGACUCCUUGUGUAAAUGGCUAGUUUUACUCAACAAACCGGGAUUUGUACCUCGAUAAAAGUUAUAUUUUAAGAAUGAUGUUGUGAUUUUAGCUUAAAUAGUGUUUUAAGUGGUUUCGUUGUAAAUAUUCGAACAAGUGAUAAAUUGUACAAAUUUGUGAAGUGGUGCAAUAGUGUUAGCUGUUCCUUGACCCGAUUGAGGAUUCUAUAAGGAUUGCCUAUAUACACAUCAGUCACAUACAACAAGAUUUUUGGACAGGCGGUUUCCGCAUUAUGAAAGAGCACUGUACAUGAAUUCGAUCGAGUAGAAAUUAAUUUGAAGCCCGUCCGUUCUUGAUCAGUCAUGGCAAUCCUAUGGGCGGGUGGGUGUCUGCGCGGGAGACGGCGGUAGACCACAUGCGCCCGCGCGAUGUGGCGCGUGCUGCUCGCCCUCGGGGCGGCGUGCGUCGCCGCGCGCGCCUCGCAGGACGUGGUGCGCACCUUCUCCGACAAAAUCGACCCUUCCACCCAGUUCAACCACCUAGUCGUUGAUCGCAACACUGGCAGAGUCUACGUCGGCGCCGUCAACCGGCUGUUCCAGUUGUCCCCGGACUUGGAAGUGGCACAGAGAAUCGACACGGGCCCGGUGAACGAUUCGUCCCAGUGUACGUUCGAUUGCCCGCCUAACUUUGUGAAGAAGCCGACGGACAAUGUUAACAAGGCGCUCGUUAUCGAUUACGCGACGAGUCGUCUCAUCACAUGCGGUUCAGUGCUACAGGGACUGUGUUCUGUUCGUAAUCUAAACAAUAUUUCGCAUGAUGUGCGGGAAGUGCGUGAACCGGUCGUCGCGAACAAUGCAAGUGCUUCCACCGUAGCGUUUAUUGCACCGGGGCCUCCGAACCCACCUAUGACUCAAGUUAUGUACGUCGGAGUUACGUUUACUGGUAAUUCACCGUAUCGAUCGGAGGUACCCACUGUGAGUAGUCGAUCCUUGGAAGAUGAUAGACUUUUUAUGAUAGCACGGACGGCUGUGACUACUGGCACGCGGAUGUUUGUCAAUUCACUAUCUCGUGAGCGUUAUCCUAUCAACUAUGUAUAUGGCUUUAGCUCCGAAGGGUUCAGUUACUUUUUAACGACGCAGUUAAGAGGUGUGGGUUCUGAUACAUAUUAUAGUAAAUUAGUACGUGUUUGCCAUGACGAUGAGAACUAUUAUUCAUACACUGAAAUACCAAUGUCAUGUAUGGGUGAAGGAGGCGGUAACUUUGGAUACAAUCUUGUGCAAGCUGCAUUUGUUGGGAAAGCAGGAUCAGUAUUAGCCGGCGAGUUGGGAAUCACUGCACAACAAGAUGUAUUGUUUGCAGCUUUUAGCCAAAGUGAAUCAAUUAAUACAAACGUUCCAUCGAACUUAUCUGCUUUAUGUGUCUAUACUUUAAAAGCUAUUCGUCGUAAAUUUAUGCAAAAUAUUAAAACCUGCUUUAGUGGUAACGGAUCAAGGGGAUUAGAUUUCAUAUCUCCAUCACAUGCAUGUAUUGGUACGAAACUGCAAUCGAUUAGUGAAGAUUUUUGCGGGUUGGAUGUGAAUACACCGCUGGGUGGUGAACAACCCGUUGAAGCAGUACCUGUUGCCAGGUUUAAGGAACGUUUAACAGCCGUGGCUGCUACAGCGACUGGAGAUUAUACGGUUGUAUUUGCCGGCACCGCAGAAGGUCAUCUCAAAAAGAUCGUCGUUGAAAGCCCAACCUUGGCCUUUGAGUAUGGAGAUAUUGUUGUCGAUGAAAAUUCGCCAGUCAACAAAGAUUUAUUUUUUGACACGCAAUUGAUGCAUUUAUACGUAAUGACUGAACGUAAAGUGGCUAAAGUGAAAGUUCAAGAGUGCAGCAUAUACAAGUCAUGUUUAACCUGUCUUGGAGCAAAGGACCCUUACUGCGGCUGGUGUUCGUUGGAAAAUAAGUGUAGUCUGAGAUCAGACUGUCAACAGGCAGCAGAUGAUCCCUUGUAUUGGAUUUCAUAUCGUAGUGGUCGUUGCACUACCAUUACACAAGUAACACCAAAUCAACUACAACGAACGACGGCGAGAACAUUAGAUUUAGUUAUCGAAAACUUACCUACGCUUAAUGGGCAAUUUUUAUGUGCGUUUACGGCUUUAGAUCGUACACUAAUAACUAACGCUACUCGGAAACCUUAUGGGGUUAAUUGUACUACACCACGAACUGAUACAUUGCCUCCCAUACCGGCAGGGCAACAUCAUUUCACCGCAAAAUUGUCGGUGCGCACAACACAGGGACCUGAUUUUGUAGCAACUAAUUUUACGUUUUUUGAUUGUAAUACGUACAGCUCGUGUACUCAGUGCGUCAGCUCGUCUUUCCCGUGUGACUGGUGCGUAGAUGGCCAUCGCUGCACCCAUGAUACAGCAGAAAAUUGUAGAAACGAUAUACUUGUUACUGGCGUUAGUAGAAUAGGCCCAAGCUAUCGAUCCGGUCCAGGUUUUUGUCCCACGAUAAAUUCAACUUUAGAUGGCAACGAAAUUUUAGUUCCUUCUGGCGUCAAAAAAGCUAUUAAAGUCCGGGUGCAUAUUAUUGGUCAAUUUAUAGUUCAAACUCGGUUCGUAUGUCAAUUUAAUAUUGAAGGUCGCGUUGCUCAUGUUAAUGCUCAAUUACUUGGUGAUACUAUUUAUUGCGAACCGCAUGAGUUUACGUAUACAUCACGCGCUCCUAAUAUAACGGCCUCGUUUGCGGUAAUAUGGGGUAGUUCGAAGCCAUUAGAUAACCCAGAUAAUACUCAUAUACUCAUUUAUAGAUGUAAUGAUAUGGCGGAUAAUUGCGGUAUAUGUUUAGCUUUACCAGAAAAGUUCGGUUGCGGUUGGUGUCAGGGUUCCGAUAAAUGCGAAGUACAAGAACAAUGCGGCGCUCCAAGUGUUUGGCUUAACGGAACACAAACUUGUCCAAAUCCUGAAAUUCAUUCCUUUCGACCACAACUCGGUCCUUGGGACGGCGGUACAAAUAUAACUAUUGAAGGCAUUAAUUUAGGUCGUAAUAUAUCCGAUAUCUAUAAUGGCGUUACAAUAGCUGGUAUAAAAUGUCAACCCAUUAUUGAAUUAUACGUUAAAACAAGGCGAAUUGUAUGUACAGUUGAUGGACCUGGUGAAGAAGUUCCCAGGGACGGUCCCGUAGUUGUUCGCGUUGCAGACUAUCGCGGCGAAUCGAAACAUCACUACGCGUUUGUUAAUCCUAAAAUAAACUCAAUUCAACCAAAAUACGGUCCUCAAUCGGGUGGAACAAAGUUACGUAUUACGGGCGAGUAUCUAAACGCGGGAAGUAAUAUUCAAGCGUUCAUCGACGAACUACCAUGCGCUAUUUUAUCCGUAUCGCACGAGGAAGCCGUCUGUAGAACGAGCCAUUCAUAUCAGCUUAAAAUGGGCACACUACGGAUGCGGUUUGAUAAUGGAAUGCGUACUUUGGAACGAGAAAAGUUUGAAUAUAUAGAGGACCCUGUUGUAGUUUCGGUCGAAUCUGGUCCUCCAUUAGCAUCACAACGAAAACAGCCUAAAGGUAUUCCGUCCGGAGGGAUAAACAUCAAAGUGAUGGGCCGAAAUUUCCAUUCCAUUCAGUUUCCACAGAUAUACGUAUAUCACGACAACCGGCCUUAUAUUGCUCCUUGUCAUAGAGUCGACUUUCAAACGCAUCUCAUUUGCGAAUCUCCUGGCAUCGAAAGCGCUGGGCUUAAUCUAGAUCCCGAUAGACCGCUAGAGUUAGAAUACGGUUUUAAUAUGGACGACGUACAAAGCGUGCAAAAUCUAACAACGAAAACCGGCGACGCGUUCCUCCUUUAUCCCGAUCCAAUUUACGAAAAAUUCGACGAAGACGUAAAGUAUUAUAAAUCAGAGUAUUUGACGAUAAAUGGUCAAAAUUUAGAUAGGGCGUGUACGGAGAGUGACGUUGAAGUUCAUAUCGGGGAAAGCUUGUGCAACGUUACGUCUCUAUCGAGGCAUCAGUUGACGUGCCGCCCGCCGUCGCGCGACGAGUUGCCCGACGGGGAUGAUACCCCCGAGGUCGUAGUGAGGGUCGGCCGGGCUCUUACGUAUAAAAUUGGUAAAUUAUCUUAUUCUUCUCAAGCUGGCCUACAGUCGGCUUUAGGUAAACCAGUAUUAUUCGGUGUUAUAGCUAGUAUUAUAAUACUCAUUUUAGUAUUUGUCGUGUUUCUAGUUAUGUAUAGGCGUAAAUCAACUGAAAAUAUUAGAGUAUUAAAAAAUAUGCAAGAGCAAAUGGAUAUAUUAGAAUUAAGAGUAGCUGCGGAAUGCAAAGAGGCUUUCGCGGAACUGCAGACUGAAAUGACUGAUUUGACGGGAGACAUAACCGGUGGAAUACCUUUUCUCGAUUAUCGUACGUACGCUAUGAAAAUAUUAUUUCCUAAUAUAGACGACCACGCUGUCCUUCAAUGGGAGCGUCCAGAGCUUAUGAGGAAAGAGAAAGGUCUCAGAAUGUUCGGUCAGCUAAUUUUAAAUAAAACAUUCCUUUUAUUGUUUAUUCGUACUUUAGAAAGUAAUAGAUAUUUUUCAAUGCGCGAUCGUGUCAAUGUUGCUUCGCUUAUAAUGGUAACUUUACAAAGUAAGAUGGAGUAUUGUACGGACGUUUUAAAGACCCUAUUAGCCGAGCUUAUAGAAAAAUGCAUGGAGAGCAAAAGUCAUCCCAAGCUAUUAUUAAGGAGAACUGAAAGCGUCGCUGAGAAAAUGUUAAGCGCUUGGUUCACUUUUCUUUUAUACAAAUUCCUUCGCGAGUGCGCCGGCGAACCGCUUUAUCUUUUGUUUAGAUCGAUGAAAGGUCAAGUAGACAAAGGCCCCGUAGAUGUAAUAACCUCUGAGGCACGAUAUUCGCUCAGUGAGGAGAAACUAAUUAGGCAGUCGAUCGAUUUUAAACCGAUGACCGUUAGCGUGUCCAUUUCACAACAGACACUAUUCGUUAGUGGUUUAGAGGCUCCCACGGAAAACGUGCAAGUUAAAGUUCUCGACUGUGAUACGAUUAGCCAAGUGAAGGAGAAGUGUUUAGAUGCUAUUUACCGCGCUACACCGUAUUCGCAAAGGCCGAGUCGUGACGAGUUAGAUUUGGAAUGGCGCACGGGUGCCUGCGGUCGAUUAAUUCUGUAUGACGAAGACAGUACCACUAAAUGCGAAGGUGAAUGGCGUAAACUUAAUACUCUCAACCAUUAUCGCGUACCAGACGGUGCUUGUCUCAGUCUCGUAGCUAAACAGAGUUCCGUGUAUAACUUAUCUAACAUGGAGAAAAACGACAAAUCGCAUACUUACGAAACUUUGAACCGCGGCAAAUACGGCUCCGCUAGUCCCCCGGCUAGUCCUCUGAAGUACGAGCACGGCGGCGGAUUUAAAUACUGGCAUCUCGUGAGACACCACGACGGUGACGCACAUAAGGAGGGAGAGCGUGGAAAUAAAAUGGUUUCAGAAAUAUAUCUUACGCGUCUGCUCGCUACCAAGGGUACGUUGCAAAAGUUUGUCGAUGAUUUAUUCGAAACUAUAUUUAGCACUGCGCAUCGGGGCUCCGCGUUGCCUCUCGCAAUAAAAUACAUGUUCGAUUUCCUAGACGACCAAGCGCUUCAGCAUGCGAUAUCCGAUCCGGAAGUAGUUCACACGUGGAAGAGCAAUUCCCUACCGCUGCGUUUCUGGGUUAAUCUAAUUAAAAAUCCGAAUUUCGUAUUCGACGUUCACAAAUCUAACACGGUCGACUCCUGCCUGUCGGUCAUCGGGCAGACGUUCAUGGACUCUUGUUCCACUUCGGAUCACAUUCUAGGUAAAGAUUCGCCUUCGUCUAAGCUUCUGUACGCUAAAGAUAUACCGGUAUACAAAGAAUGGGUGGAGCGUUACUACGCCGAUAUCAAGCUCAUGCCGGCGAUCUCGGACCAGGACAUGAACGCGAUGCUGGCGGAGGAGUCGCGCCUGCACACGAAAGAGUUCAACACGAACUGCGCGCUGAACGAGCUGUACGCGUACGCGGUGAAGUACAACGAGCAGCUCAUGGUGACGCUCGAGGAGGACGAGUUUUCGCAGAAGCAGCGGCUCGCCUACCGCCUCGAGCAGGUGCACGGCCUCAUGGCGCACGACUAUAACGUGUAACCGCUCCCUCGGGGCCCGAACCCACCGCUCUGUACAUACUGCCCUCGCACAUAUCUAUUGCUGGCGAUUAUUGUAUAUAUUAGAUAGUGUACAGUCUUUAAUAUUGUAAUUUUUGUAUAAUUUCAGCGGUCCGAUGUCGUUUUUUAAUUUUAUAUAAUGAACUUUGUAUUAAUUUUACACGACGAAUCCGACCGGCCGCGGUCGUGCCACAGUAUGCAUCGUAAACUAUAAAAAAAUUGUGUAUGUAUGUCUAUGUGUGCUCGCGUACGAGUUAAUGUUACGUCGAUCGGUGUAAAAUGUGUGUCGCAAAUGAAUUCGCAUGUAAGCUCGCCGGCGAAGCACUCGCCGCCGGGUUAAUUUUUAAAUUUGUACUCGCAGUCUACUUAACGAAAUAACCGAAAGUGAACCGGUGAACGAUUCCAUUAAUAAAUAUCGUCGAAUGUA